UGGAGAAUCUGAAUUCAAAUUCCCGCUAACGGAUAAAAUAUUCAAACUUGAAAAAGAAAAAUAAUCCCUCCAAUCCUAAAACCACGUCGUUUUGAAAUUGAAUUCAACCCCCGUCCACCCGCCAAAGUCAACAAUCUCUCAUCUCCCUUCUUAACGGUCUCUUCGUCACCCCUUUCCCCCCCUCUCUCUCCAACCUUCAUCUGGUACCAGUGAAAGUUGAAUCCACCCGAUCCAGUUGGAAAAUGACAUUAUCUUCUUCUACGAUUCAAGAAUCCGCAUCUCACCAUCGCACUUACAGUAGAAAGCAAAAAUCUCUGGGUCUCUUAUGUUCUAAUUUCUUGAGCUUGUACAAUCGGGAUGGGGUGGAACCGAUUGGGCUCGAUGAUGCCGCAAGCCGACUAGGAGUUGAGAGGCGUCGGAUCUAUGACAUUGUCAAUGUUCUUGAAAGCGUUGGAGUUCUUGCAAGAAAAGCAAAAAAUCAGUAUUCUUGGAAAGGGUUUGGGGCAAUUCCUAAGGCCCUAGAAGAACUUAGGGAAGAAGGUUUAAGGGAGAAUUUCCAUACCUUUGACAGCAACAACUCUGCUAAAAUCUCAGAUGACGAAGAUGAAAGAUUUUCCAAUCCUAACACUGGGAGCCAGCAAGACAAAUCAAACCCUAACAACAGAAGAGAAAAAUCACUGGGACUUCUUACACAGAAUUUUGUGAAGCUAUUUCUCUGCUCUAAUGUGGAUUUGAUUUCCCUUGAAGAAGCUGCAAGGAUAUUGCUUGGGGAUGGCCAGAACUCCUCAAUAAUGAGAAAUAACUCUGCAGCAAAAGUUAGACGGUUAUAUGAUAUUGCAAAUGUGCUGUCUUCCAUGAAUCUCAUUGAAAAGACUAAUCAGACGGAAAACAGGAAGCCUGCAUUCAGGUGGUUGGGGAUGAGAGGAAAAUCAGAGAAUGGAUCUUUUAGUGUUUUGAAUCUUAAUGAGUCUAAGAAAAGGACAUUUGGUACUGAAAUUACAAACAUCAGCUUUAAAAGGAACAAGAUGGCUUCUUCAGUUGAGGGGAAUUCAAACCAGAAUACAAAGAUGCAAUGGCAAAUGCAAGUAAAGCAUGAGAGUUUGGAAAAUGGGAUUGAAAGAAGUGAUGUUGAGAAGGGUCCAAAGCAAAGUUCAAAAAGUUACCAGUUUGGUCCUUUUGCUCCAGUUAGUGUUCAAGACACUGUGAGACAGGUUCGUGAUUGGGAAAGUCUUGCAUCUACAUAUCGUCCUCAGUACCACAGCCAAGCAUUAAGAGACCUCUUUGCUCAUUACAUGGAAGCUUGGAAAACAUGGUACUCUGAAGUUGCUGGGAAGGAGCCAAUACAGAUUUCUUGAUGCUUCUUCCUUCCAUUCAGCUCUUCUUCACAACCGAGUACACAACCACAGCAUUAACUGUCAUUCAUUUUUUUUUUUUUACAAAAAAAAAUUAUGGAAAAGAUGAGAUGUCUUUGUGUUGGAUGUAUAUUCUCUAUGCACCAACUAGAAUGGCUGUCCUCGAGAGGCUUUAUGCAAGAGUGUUUGUUCUUGAGGACAUCCUUAAGAGAUACACUAAAUUAUUUUUUUUCUUUUUCUGCUAAAGUAAUUUUAACACAUGAUUUGGGAUAUGUUCUCUAUGUCUUUCGAGUUUACACUGACCAUAAAUGACAAUCUUUAAUG
This is a messenger RNA of Vitis riparia (riverbank grape), 1676 nucleotides long. RefSeq names its product E2F transcription factor-like E2FE. The record is from RefSeq and is a predicted model, not a curated record. Lineage: Eukaryota; Viridiplantae; Streptophyta; Magnoliopsida; Vitales; Vitaceae. Gene Ontology annotation, molecular function: DNA-binding transcription factor activity, RNA polymerase II-specific; RNA polymerase II cis-regulatory region sequence-specific DNA binding. Gene Ontology annotation, cellular component: RNA polymerase II transcription regulator complex. The coding region runs from base 243 to 1355 and encodes 370 amino acids. Gene Ontology annotation, biological process: regulation of transcription by RNA polymerase II. The transcript is spliced from 11 exons.